Molecule: messenger RNA, 1691 nt
Organism: Mollisia scopiformis
Lineage: Eukaryota; Fungi; Ascomycota; Leotiomycetes; Helotiales; Mollisiaceae
Product: ISP domain-containing protein
Exons: 4
Coding region: 105-1355 (416 amino acids)
Molecular function (GO): iron ion binding; 2 iron, 2 sulfur cluster binding
Source: RefSeq, a predicted model, not a curated record
AGAAUACAGCUUUACUUAAACCAUGGACUCCUAGGUCUGAAUAACGAUCAUCAAGUAGAACCAGAAUUCAAGUUCUAUGCAACGACUACAUUGACGCAGACAUCAUGGCUCUCUCUGAGACUGCAAUAUGUGCCGCUGGGUUUGGGAUUGUUCUCAGUAUCAUCUGCUUGGUGCCAUAUCUUCAGCAAAAUCGGAACUGGACCAAGAACAAUUUAGUAUUCCUUCCAUGGAUCGAAUCCAGAAAAGAGGAAACUCUCGAUUUCUCAAGAACCGCAGACCAGGUAUCAGUCUCAAAAUAUCCUGCCAGCUGGUGGACAGAUGAAGACUUGUAUCAACUGGAAUGUCGAGCAAUCUUUAGCAAGAAAUGGCUGUUCGUUACCCAUGCCUCUCGCUUUCAAAAGCUAGGUGACUAUCGGACAUUCGAGAUUGCUGGAUUUUCGUUUCUUGUGAUACUCGGAAAGGACAAACAACUCAGAGCUUUCCACAAUGUAUGUCGGCAUCGAGCCUAUGCAGUGACAAAGAAAGAAUGCGGGAGAUCCACAGUUCUUGGGUGUAGAUAUCAUGGCUGGAGUUAUAACACCCAAGGAAAAUUGAUCAAAGCUCCCGAAUUCGAGAACGUACCAGGAUUCGACAAAGAUAUGAAUGGACUGUGGGAGGUCGCAAUAGAGAUUCGCCAAUCGUUGUUGUUCGUGAAUCUUGAAGCAGGUGAGCCUCAGCAACGGCUAGAUCUGGGAAGUACGGAAGUAUUGCUUGCGAAAUGGAAGAUAUCAGACAUGAAAUGCAUCUCGGACUGGAAAUUUGAAGCUGCUUUCAAUUGGAAGCUACUAGGUACUCUCAUGAGUGACCAUACUCAUAAUCAGAUCUCAGCCUUGGCGAGAAUGGUUCCUUACUGGAUGAGAUAUCAGCAAGAAGAUACGCAGAUGCUCCAUACAACACUUGUCAGGAGACUUGCUUCUGGAAGAAUAUUGACCAUCAAGGCACUUCCAAAGUCAGCAAAGACUUCCAUGGUUGAAUGCAGCAUAUUUUCGAAGUAUCCCAAGAAUCCCAGACAACUCGAAGAGCUGAAAACAAGGAUCUAUCAUGACAUUGAACGUCUGGAAUCCAUGCAACGAAGAGUUUCCCUCGGCCAGGAGCCAUUGUCAUCGCUCGCACCGAGUAUGACCGAACAAGACGAGAUCGAUGUCCUCUUAAAAGCGCAUCGAGAGUACGAAAGAAUGACGGGAUCUGAGAUACACCCGGCAGCACGCACGCAGAACUUCACUCUCGACGGAAAGGCAGAUGAUGACUUUUGUCGUGAGCUUGAAAAUCCAGACUCGGUUUGCGGUGCCAAUGCAAAAGGCUUGCUUGAUUGGUGAUGAUAUUGGCAAUGGAUGGACAGGCACGCAAUGAAUACUAAGAUAUUGGAUAAGGUGUGUCACAACGAAUGGAUGUAAAGAACUGCUGGCUUGCGCUGGAUUUCGAUUUCGACGGUUUUGGGUUUCGCUGUGGUUUGGAGAACAGAGUUUGAAUUUUGGAGCAGCUUGGUGGGGGCUGGCUCGCCUCGCCAAAUCUAGAUUUUCCUUUGCGAAACUUUCUUUCUGCAACAUCAAAUCAAAGCUUUUGGAGAUUUUCAUUCCACGGACAUCUUGAACAUUCGCAGUUCUGUUGGCAAUCGAGGUUCCUGCACAGAUGACAUACGCGGACUCUGCGAG